AAUAGUAUGUAAGAAGUCAGUUCCCCUAAUGAUAAAGUGAUUUUCAUAUCUGAACGAUGGCAAAUUGUAGCCCCAGUUGUAGCACAUCUCUUUUUGACGUUCCUCCAGUUAUUAUGGAAACCUUCUGUGAAUUGAUGGACUGCAGUGAUGGAGAUUUAGGAUGGAGAGGCCUGGCUGAGCGGCUAUCUUCCGAUUGGAGGGACUUCCGUAAAGUUGAGAAGUAUGCUGAACAAGGAAAAAGCAGAACAAAGGAGCUUGUCUGGAGUUGGGCACAUAAAAAUAAGACUGUUGGUGAUCUGUUAUUAGUUCUACAGGAAAUGGGACAGCAGAGGGCAAUCUCCUUAUUCAGAGAGAUUAAUGUCCUGUCACCUGUCAGCUUGCAGGAGAUUAAAGAAGGGACUAAGAACUUCAGCAGCGACUUCCUAAUUGGAGAAGGACAGUUCUUUGACGUCUACAAAGCAGACAUUAAGAAACAGUUAUGUGUUGCCAAGUUGCUUAAAAAGAAGAAUGCUUUGGCAGACCAUCAGAAGCAAGUUAAAUCAUUCCUGGCACAAUGGGAAUGCUUACCUAGAAUCCAUCACCCAAAUGUAUUACAAUUGCUUGGAUAUGUCAGAGCCGAUGAAUCAACAUGUUUUGUGUACCCAUAUCUAAAACACGGAUCCCUCUUCCAUAGGUUGCAUCAUACCGAUAAGGCUUUACCUCUUUCCUGGCAAGUACGCUACAAUAUUCUAUUUGGAGUAGCAAAGGCUAUUCAACACCUACACACAAUGUAUACUACUCCUAUAAUAUGUGGAAACAUAACCAGCAAAAAUAUAUUGCUUGAUCAGCAUUUUCAACCAAAGCUCUCAGACUUUGCCAUGGUCCAUUUGUGGUCUUACCUGAUAAAUCAAAUUAAAACUAUCAAGAUGGAUCAUGCCACUCUGAGGUUCCUGGGAUAUUUGCCAGAGGAGUACAUUAGGGGAGAUCUGUCAGUGAAAACUGAUGUGUAUAGUUACGGAAUUAUCAUAAUGGAGGUUUUAAGCGGGUGUCAAGCUGUGGUUGUAAAUGGAUCUAAAGCUACGUUCCUUGUAAGUAUUUUUGUUUUGAAAAGAAUAGAAAACUGUACGGCUUCUGAAAAGUCCAGUGAGGACCACCCAAAGUCACUGAUGCUCAUUUCACCUGGCAUGUGGCCUUUGCACGGUAGCCUUUCCAAUGAUCCUGUGGAGACAGAUGAAACCAUGGAUGAUGCCAUUAUUGUAUAUGAAAGAAAGAAGGAAACAGAAUGCAGCCAAUCAGAGGUGACAUUUUUAGGCAACACCAGAAAAGACAGAGCAGAAGAAAAAGUUACUUCUUUGUUAAUGCAAAGCAAAGCUAUGUUGCAUGACGAUAAUGUCCUGUACACCCGGGACACUCCUCAUACAAGCAGGCCAGUGGAGUGCAGCUGCUCAUCUGGGCCAUCCAGCAUAACCUUCUGUGAAGAGUGUAUAGCAAAUGGUUUUGGCCAAGACCAGUAA
This is a messenger RNA of Nanorana parkeri, 1493 nucleotides long. It is a transcript of the gene IRAK3, whose product is annotated as interleukin 1 receptor associated kinase 3. Bases 57 to 1493 code for a protein of 478 amino acids. The transcript has 9 exons. The record is from RefSeq and is a predicted model, not a curated record. Gene Ontology annotation, cellular component: plasma membrane. Gene Ontology annotation, biological process: protein phosphorylation; signal transduction. NCBI's taxonomy places the organism in Eukaryota, Metazoa, Chordata, Amphibia, Anura, Dicroglossidae. Gene Ontology annotation, molecular function: ATP binding; protein kinase activity; protein binding.